UCUCUCUCUCUCUCUGUAUAUAUAAUUUCUUCUUCUUCUGUCUGUGUCUGUGUCUGUGUGAAUUAUGUGAAAAAUACAUAAAAAAGCAUGGCAAGAAAUCUGAAUUCGUGCUUCACCAAGAUCAAAUCUCUAUCAUCUCCGGAACACACUGUCCCAGAAAAUCACGGCCGUCCCUUCUCCAACCCCUCCCCAUCCCUCUUAAUCAAGAACUUCAACUCCCUCUAUGACAGUUUCAACGCCGCCUCCGACCACCAUUCCACUUCCGAAUCUGAUACCGAGUCCCCAGCCACCACGCCGGACUUCGCCACCGCCUUUGCCUCCCAACGCUUCUUCUUCUCCUCCCCCGGCCGCUCCAACUCCAUCGUCGACUCGGCGGCCGCCUCCAUCGCCUCCACAUCAUCGUCCUCCACCUCACUCAACCAGCACGGAAACGACACCGUAUCAGGCGACAGCAUCGCCGUCCCCACCUACUCGCCCGACCCAUUCCUCGACUUCCGCCGAUCCAUGCAGGAAAUGGUGGAGGCGCGUGAAAUCCACGACGUGAGAGAAAACUGGGAUUACCUGCAUGAACUUCUAAUGUGCUAUCUUUCUCUAAACCCCAAAAGCACACACAAAUACAUCGUCGGAGCUUUCGCCGAUCUCCUAGUCAGCCUCAUCGCCUCCUCGCCUGAAAAGGGUGGCCGGAGAACACCUUCCCCCGCCGGAAAAUGCAAGAUUUCCCGGAAAUGCGUCUAAACCGUUGUUUGCUGACAGAAAAAAUGGUAACUGAAUCUCAAUCAAUAUCUUAUCAUUUUCUGCAACAUUUAUCUCAUUAAAAACAAAAAAAAAAGAGAAAAAAAAUCAUAAAUGUUGACAUUUCAUUACAUAUGGGGGAUGGUAUAGCAGUUGGUCCCCAAUUAUGUUCAAUCAAAUUCAAUCCCUUUAUCCUUUUACAGCAUA
Messenger RNA from Sesamum indicum (sesame), 939 nucleotides. Its product is annotated as transcription repressor OFP11. The record is from RefSeq and is a predicted model, not a curated record. Gene Ontology annotation, biological process: negative regulation of DNA-templated transcription. NCBI's taxonomy places the organism in Eukaryota, Viridiplantae, Streptophyta, Magnoliopsida, Lamiales, Pedaliaceae.